AUGGAUGGAAAUUUAGAUUUUUGUCUAAAACGCUUUGCAGAUGAUCAAUUAUCGGAUAGUCUGAAAAAACUUACUCAAAUCGAACGAAAUCUUGAAAGGAAACGAACAUACGAUGCGGAAACUUCGCAGCAUGACAAUGAUCUUAAACAUCAACAAGAAACGUUGUUGGCCAAACAAUUUUCUCAAGAUCUUGACGAAAAUAACUCGAAAAUCAACAAAACACGUCAGAUAAUCGAAGAAGAAUUCUUUCAUGCGCUUCAACUUAUUCGUAAUGACGUCGAAACUAUCGUUCAAGUAUCAUCGACACGAAACGAAAAUCGAGAAGAUAGCGAAGAAAUACGUGCUGCAAUCACAAAAAUUCGUCAACAAAUCGCACAAAUCGACAGUGAAUUAACUCAUUUAUUUAACAUCAUCGAUUCCAACAACUAUCACGACCAUCGCAAUCGAAUUGUUCAAUGGCUGAGACAACAUUACGGAUAUGCUAAUGAGCUCAAUCGAAUGGUCGGAAAAUUUAAUGAAUUAGGAGAUUUAAGCGUUUUCUCUGCUCAAACUUUUCUUAUGCAAACAAUCAACGAAUGUGUGAGUCUUUGGAACGCACGUUACAAACUUAUUAGUCAAUUUAUCCAUCAAAUGGAUGAAGAUUCGAUCUUGAGCAAACAAAUUCUGGAUUCACUUUAUCGAAUGACUGAUUCAACAACUUCUUUGCAGUUUGUUCAGUCGUACGUGGAAAAUCGAUGUGUAAGGAGAUUUAAUCGAGAAGAAUAUUUAAUCCGCCGAAUAGAAGAAGAGUUCGAAGAACAACUGGCUGAACAACAAAGAAGAAUUUUUGAAUUAAUCAAUGCUCUUGGUCAAUUAUGUGUAAAUACAACAAAUGAAUUUCAAUUGAAUAAAAAAUUUAGAAAAAUAUUUCAUCAAAAUCGCGUUUUGCCAAUUCUAAUGGACAGAAACAAUGAAGCAGAAAAUAAUUCAUUGAUUAUUCGCCUCGAAGAUAAUUACACAAGAUGGACUCUAAACAAACAUUCAAUUCAACAACAAUUUUGUUUAAAUCUUUCUCAAUUCCUCAAUUUACCUGAUGAAACAUUCACAAUCGAACGUGUCGAACAAGGAAGUACUAUUCUUUACAUCGCUAUUCAUCCAACUUAUCAUCAAAUGAUUAGUCAACAAUUGAACAAUUCCAGAGAAUCAUUAAGGAUUGUUCAAGCUGUUGAAAACUCUACCCAGAGAUUGGAUUGUCAAGUACAGUCCAUUAGCUUUGGGCAAUAUUGUUUAUCUAUUGAAAAACGUCUCAUCAAUUACAAAUCGGACGCACCAUUUAUAAAUAAAUCUGUUGAAAAUAUUUUGCUUGACCUGAUUGCUCUGAGUGAUAACGAUUCUCUUUGUCCGGAAGGUUGGAAACGUUUUUCUAUUCAAUCAGUUCACUCCAAUUCUCAGGUCGAAACGAAAUGGCCGAUUGUUUACCAUGGUUGUCGAGGUUUCUAUGCUCCAUUUAUCUUAACGACCGCAAUGCGUGUGUCAACUCAACGAUCGAAUAUUUCACGAAAUCGACAAAAUAUUCAUUUUUCACCAAGUAUCGAAUAUUGUGCUCAUCCGAAAUACACUCAUAUGUGGAGAAACAUGGCAAAUCAAUAUUAUCAAUUAGUUUUUCAAUGUCGAGUGAAUCCGGAUGUCUUCAACAAACCAACAUCGGAAAUCUUACUUCAACCAAGUGCAAAAACGAAACAAAUCGAUGAAAACUUUUCGAAUGAUCAACUCGAAUGGAUUCUACCAUUGAAUCAAGCUUCACAAGAAUGUAUUCAGGAGAAUAUCAUCUGUUGUGCAAUAAUGAUUCGAAUGAUCGAUGGUGAGCCACAAGAUCUUCCAAAAUUGCAUUGGUGGCAAAACACAAAUCAUUCAGAAUAA
Molecule: messenger RNA, 1899 nt
Organism: Adineta ricciae
Lineage: Eukaryota; Metazoa; Rotifera; Eurotatoria; Adinetida; Adinetidae
Source: the annotation of a GenBank genome assembly